This is a messenger RNA of Antechinus flavipes (yellow-footed antechinus), 1680 nucleotides long. RefSeq names its product immunoglobulin superfamily member 1-like. Lineage: Eukaryota; Metazoa; Chordata; Mammalia; Dasyuromorphia; Dasyuridae. The transcript has 8 exons. Bases 1 to 1119 code for a protein of 372 amino acids. The record is from RefSeq and is a predicted model, not a curated record. Gene Ontology annotation, cellular component: plasma membrane.
AUGGGGAUCCAGAAGCCCUUACAAAACCAGACCUCAGCAGAUCUCUGGACUGACUUCUCCCUCCCUUCUGUCAGACCUGAGGACACUGGGAUCUACAGAUGUACUUACAAGGACAGGACAGCCUCUGGUACACAAUCAGAAUCCAGUGAGACCCUGGAGCUGGUGGUGAUAGGAUCUCUGCCCAAGCCUUCCCUCUCAGCCCUCCCAGGCCUGAUGGUGGAGCCUGGGAAGCAUGUGACUCUCCUGUGCAGGCAGACCCCUCAGUCAGCACUAUGGAAAGCAACAUUUACUCUGUUGAAGGUGGGCAGACCUCAGCCCCUGCAGAGCCAGAACACAUCUGGCACCUCAGCUGUCUUCCCCCUCCUCUCUGUGAAGCCCCAGGAUUCUGGCAACUACACCUGUGUCUACUAUGAAAGAAUGGCUCCAUACCAGGCAUCAGAGCCCAGUGAUGCCCUAGAGAUCUUGGUGACAGAUGCACUCCCCAAGCCUUCCCUCUCAGCCUGGCCUGGUCUACAAGUAGCCUCAGGGAGCAAUGUGACCCUCCUUUGCUGGGGACCCUCAUGGAUACCUAGGUUUGUUCUGUAUAAGGAGGGAGUUGAGAGAAUCCUGCACAGCAUGGAAGCCCAUGAAGACCGGGGUAGGUUCUCCUUGACCCAUGUAACCUUCAAGGACUCUGGCAAUUACAGCUGCAGCUAUCAGCUGGGCACCAAUGAAAGUCUCUGGAAGCAGUCUAGUGAUGCCCUGGAGCUUCUUGUAAGAGAAGUAAAAGAGCCAAGUAACAACCUCGCCAUCAUCCUUAGCUGUGCUUCCUUUCUCCUCCUCCUCCUCCUCUGCCUUCUCUUGCUUGCACUACUGGGAUCUUUGCAGAGAUACAUCUCUAGGAGCUAUUUUUGUUGCUCUUGUCUUCCUUGGAAUACCUGCAAGCCCCAUCAUGGUGAGGCAGCCAGAGAGGAAAAGCCAUAUAAAGAAGAGACCAGGGAGACAACAAGGGGACUAUUGAUCCCCAUUACUGAAGACCCACAGGGAAGGACUCAGCUAAACAUAAGGACCAUGAAUAAGAUGAAAACUGACAUCAGGAAUUCAUUCACAGAAACUGUGGUCUAUGACACAGUAGAAUGAGGGAUUGGACACUUUUCUCAAAGGAAUUGUCUCCCUUCUCUUCAUCCAUUUCUUCUACUCACCCUCACCCUUAUUUCAUCUGUUCCUUAAUGCAUCUUUCCCAAAAAUAAACAAUUCAAGUAUCAUGAAGACAAAAUCAGGAUAACACAAGAUUUAGCCAUUUCUACAUUAAAGGACUGGAAGACUUUGAAUAAGAUAUUUUGGAAAGCAAUGGAGGUAGGAUUAGAACCAAGGAUCACCAAACCCACAAAAGUGAUUAUAAUCCCUGAGUGGGGGAUGAAUAUUCAGUGAAAUAGAGGAUUUCCAAAUAUUCUUAGGGAAAAGAAAAGAUCUGAUUAGAAAGUUUGGCUUUCAGAUACAUUAUAAGAAAUGUACAAAGGUCAACAGGAAAAACAAAUCAAAAGGGAUUUCCCAACAUUAAACGAUUUACAUUCCUAAAUGGGAAAAUGGUAUUUCUGACUCAUAAGAACUUUCUCAUAUUAGGGAGGAUGUGUGUGUGUGGGGGGGGAGUAUACAGGAGAUAUAAGUUAUAUUACACACACACACACACACACACACACA